Xenopus tropicalis (tropical clawed frog) is the source of this 1347-nucleotide messenger RNA. Its product is annotated as protein kinase C delta type. The transcript is spliced from 8 exons. The coding region runs from base 1 to 1347 and encodes 448 amino acids. The record is from RefSeq and is a predicted model, not a curated record. Gene Ontology annotation, molecular function: ATP binding; nucleotide binding; protein serine/threonine kinase activity. Lineage: Eukaryota; Metazoa; Chordata; Amphibia; Anura; Pipidae.
AUGGAAUUGAGUAAGAAAAGAAGUUUGAGUCCAUCUGGAGAGGUAUUAGAUAGAGCAAAAAGCUUUAGAGAAGAGGAGCCCAACAAGGAUUGGAGCCAAGUAAGGAGUCAGGAGAUAGAAACCAGAGAAGCAGCAAACCAUCAAGAAAGCUGCAAAACUGAACAAAAAGAUCAGAAUGAGAUCAUUAAAAGAAGAAGGAGUGAAGAGAAAGAGUCAGAAAAUGAAAAGAAGCCCAGUGAGAAUGGGAGAAUUAAGAAGAGAAGAAUUGAAGGACAGUUGGAAAAGGAAGAGCAAGCAGAGAAAAAGACCAAUGAAGAUGGAGGGUUUAAAAGGAAAAGAUCUGAAGUAGAACAGAAAGAAAAGGAAAGCCAAGCAGAGGAGAAGCCCAGGGAAGACCCCUUAGAAGGCGGAAGUAGACAGAAGAGAUCCCGUGUGGACACCGGAAGACCUGUUCCCCUGAACAUCGACAACUACAAGUUCCACGCAGAGCUGGGACAAGGGGGCUUUGGCCAGGUGAUGUUGGCUUCUUUUAGACCAAACAAACAACUAGUGGCAAUAAAGGUCUUGAAGAAGCAGUCAGAGAAGAUCAACCCUUAUAACGUCGCUAAAGAGGCCUAUCUAUUGAAGAUCAGCAGAGAAUGUGCAUUUUUAUGCCAUUCUUAUGCAGCUUUUCAAUCAGAGCUGGAAGCCUUCUUCGUCCUGGAGUUUUGCAGUGGAAAAUCUAUAUGGGAAAUGAUUGAACAGAAAGGAAAUCUGCCAGAGUCAAGCAUCAUUGAUCUGAAGCCGGACAAUAUUCUGGUGGAUAAAGAUGGCCAUAUUAAGAUCUGCGACUUUGGCCUUGCUCAAGUGGGCAUCAUUGGGCAGGAGAAGAUCUACGGCAUAGCAGGAACCCCUGGAUACCGGGCACCAGAGCUUCUAUGGACGCUUUAUAAUGCAGGAGCGGAUUGGUGGUCAUUUGGGGCUAUGAUGUAUGAAAUGGCCACAGGUGAAUUGCCUUAUUCAUCAUCAGGCAGCGUUUUAGAUCAAAUUUUGGCGAUUGAGAUGUUCCAACCUACAUACCCACAAUAUCUGAGCGAGGAAAUGCUGGAUCUCCUGCCAAAGCUUUUGAGGUAUGAUGAGACUCAGCGGCUGGGACUGCAUGGGAACAUCAGGGAGCAUGCUUUCUACAGAACAAUCAACUGGGAAGAUCUGGAACAUCGAAGAUUGAAGCCCCCUUUCCAGCCAGGAAUGCCAUCAGCAGACGACUUCGAUGAAUACCAGGUCGCAUUCUCCCCUCAUAGUUCCAACAAGGAAACCAACUGGAAGGAUUUCUCCUAUGUGGAUCCCAGCUGGAAUUGGCAGGAGUAA